This is a messenger RNA of Durusdinium trenchii, 354 nucleotides long. Lineage: Eukaryota; Dinophyceae; Suessiales; Symbiodiniaceae. The record is from the annotation of a GenBank genome assembly.
AUGACACUCCGCAUUGAAAUCAAUGGCCUUGAGCUCAAAGUGGCCCUCCGGUCGAGCAACACUGGUGGCUUUCGUCAAGUCAGAUGUUUUCAUUUGCCUACGGGCCUGGAGCACACCAAAACCAUCGUCCUGGCAGCGUACCAAGAUCUCUUGUCUGAAGCUAGUGGUCGUGAUCCGGACGAGGAACGCAGCGAGAUCCACUUUCAUUGUCUUUUGUUAAUUACAGCGGGUCUUUCUGUGUGGCUUUGGGGUGACAAGAAAAAAGAUUUAGAAAACAAGAGCAGACACCCAUUGAUGUCCAUGAUGUUGAUGAUGCGGUUUACAAAAAAUGAUCCUCCUCCUAAGAGCGAUUAA